ACCGAGCUGACAAGGUUGUGCCAAUCAAUCAAGCAUUUUUAAGCCUAGUCAGCAGUGUUUUGAAUGCUUGUCCGAUGAUCAUCCGCCUUAUCUUGGGUUUUAGUGCUUGUACACGUGUUGCGCUGAUGGACCAUACUCCGAAAGUGGACAACAGGAGCAUUCGCAGGAUUUACUCAGCCACUGCGAUGCGUGGACUGACCAUACAGCCGCUACUGUUUGCUCGUAUUGCAAGUUAGGGCCUGACGAUGGAAGCUGUGUAAUGAGGAGACAAGAUCCUAGAAGGCAGUGCCUUUGUAGACUUCUUAAGACACGGUCUCGGACACCGUCGAUCUCAUCUCUUUCCACAAUUACACCCUCUUUACUUGCAAACCAUGGCUCAACUCAUCAGCGGCAUCGUUGAAACCAUCGGAGGAGGCAUUGGCCUUGCAUCAGAAUCCUACAAGGCCCACAAGGCGAAUAAGAUACGGCUGCAGCCGGACGAGGCAUCACAGCAGCCUGAGCCUUCCCCUGGUCGCGAGAGACCAGCCAAUGAGUUUGAAGAAGAAGCAUGGGAACUCGACGAAGCUCAAGACGAACUCGUCGGCAUCCCAAGAAAUAGAGAAGCAGAUGAGCCAGCCGAUCCCGCAACUUUCGCAGAAACAUUCAUCUCCCGACUCCCACCAUACUCAUUUGAAGAUCUUCCAGCUUCACAAGAGAAGCUGCCCUUUCCCAUCAUCAUUCCUCAACGCAGACCGACCGAUCGCAGCCGUGGUGUGGUCAGAGCAUACCCCCCCAUUCUCUCAGACCGUGGUAUCGAUCAAGCCACCUUCAUCGACUUCAUCGAGACCUUCAAUAAGUCGACACAAGCUUCAAAAUGGAUAGCUGCACUGAAUCUCGCAUCCAUCGGCACAAUCUGGCUGCCUACUGUCACCUCAAUCCUGGUCUCAAUGGCCAUCACCGCAGUCACGACAGCAGCCAUGGAAGUGCAAGGUCGCUACAAGACGAACACUUUCUUAGACAAGAUCAAUAAGGACUUCUUCAUGCCGAGAGGGCUUUUCUGCCUAGUCUUGACUUGGAAUCCGGACAAUGCUGAUGCGAGGACUACCGUCGGCUUCAACAACAUCGCGGCAAAAGCGAUGAGUGGGGACAAUGAGCAAUUCAUGUCCUCUCUUCGCAAGUCCAAUGGCAAGACCUAUGGAGAGUUUCAGUGGCCAGAAGUGGCGCCACUGAUCUAUCCCGGUCUCGACGUUCUCGCCGCGACCUCAGAUGAAGAAGGCCGAAAAAAGAAGUCUUCCUUGAAGACCAAGCGAGGCUUUGUUGAGGACUACAUGGACAGAAGAGCUCAAGCCAAGUUUGCAAUGAAGAAUCCUGAUAGCACUCUUACUGCUGGACCGAAGCCAAAGUUUUCCUCUCGCUUCGCUGACCCGAGUCAUCCAGUCAACAGCGGCUCGCUGGUAGCACUGAUCUCAGGUGGGGCGAUUCAGCUGCCCGAACGAACUAUGGGUGGCCGUGGCGGACAAAGAUUUGGCAGCGGAAGCAUGAUUUCCACACGGUUCGACCGCGAUUUUGGUGGUAGGUUCGACAGGGGUUCAAGUAGAGUCCUGAGAAGAAGGUUCGAUGAAGUUGACCAGGACGACACUGUCGGUACGGGUCUCAGCAAUGGGGCCGCGAGUAGCAGCAGAGUCGCGCGAGGUGGACUCGGUGGCAUACGUGGUGGUAGGGGAGGAGCUAAUUCAGGACCUCUGGGUCUUGUGCAGAAGGUCAUGAAGAAGGACGUCCUGUACCUCCUCAUUGUUGACAUGCCGACAGACGAGGAACUGGCGGCAGCACAGACCAUCUCGUCAGAAUUGCUCACUGGUCAGAGGUCAUAUUGACAGACAAGUGACCUGUGUAACUACCACGCUCUUUGCGACUUUGAACAAAUUUUGAAGACCAAAAAGGGACGGUGCCAUAAGGCAGCAUGGUUCGGCUUGAAGUAUCUAGCGCGUCAGUAGACAAAUAGACCUACGGUAUACAUUCUGACCUAGGCGUGUCUGCUGCGGUGG
This is a messenger RNA of Aureobasidium subglaciale EXF-2481, 2024 nucleotides long. RefSeq lists its product as uncharacterized. The coding region runs from base 372 to 1853 and encodes 493 amino acids. NCBI's taxonomy places the organism in Eukaryota, Fungi, Ascomycota, Dothideomycetes, Dothideales, Saccotheciaceae. The transcript is spliced from 3 exons. The record is from RefSeq and is a predicted model, not a curated record.